Messenger RNA from Scutellospora calospora, 846 nucleotides. NCBI's taxonomy places the organism in Eukaryota, Fungi, Glomeromycota, Glomeromycetes, Diversisporales, Gigasporaceae. The record is from the annotation of a GenBank genome assembly.
UAUAUCUAUUCUAUUCCUCAUAAAAUGACAAUUAAAGAAUUUUUUGUAAAACUUACAACUAGGGAAUUAUCUCCAGAUUGUAAUAUAGAUAUAAUAAAUCCUGAGGCAAUAGAAUGUAUUGAGAUAAGCAAAGUACAGGAUGCGACAGCAACUCAAGUCAGCAUCAAUUGUAAUAUCAUAAAGUUACAACAAAUUCGAAAUCAUGGUGGUGGAUUGUCUACUCAGUCAUAUGCUAAUACACAAGGAAAACAAUUUGUUACUAGUUUGACUGAAAUUAUUUGGUAUAUUGAUAUGCGUGAUCACCAGAAAUUCAAAGAUCGUAGUUAUCACAUACCUGAGCUUUUUCUUGAGUUUUUUGGCUACGCAAAUCCAGAAUCAUAUAAGCAAUCACAAAAAUCCUUUAACGCAAAUGAAUUAUAUUUACAUUCAGCUCAAUUUCUUGAAGGAAAAGUAGCUAAUACUGUGACUGCUAUAGAUGAAUGUAGGCAUGAUCCAAUCGUUCAUCUUGCAACUACAAUAUCUGUGAAUGAUCUUUUAUAUCAGAUUAAGAAAGAAUACCUAUCUGAAAUAGCAAUCCCUAGUACUCAAUGGUUACAGUUACAGUUUUGGCCAAAAAAUCUAACUAGGCUUAGUAGUUUACAGUUUACCAAUGAUAAGCAUCGCUGCAAGGUUGGAGAGCCAGGAUUUCCUGUUGCUGCAGUUGAGAGAGAAAAAAAAGUUGUAGUUAAUAGAAAUACUACAUUUGCAGUUGCUGACUAUGAUUAUACUAAAAUAGGUAUUAUACCAAAUGUAAUAAUGAUAUGUAAUAUACCUGAAUCUAUAAAUGCUGAUUUCUAUGUAGGAAAA